Plasmodium relictum is the source of this 927-nucleotide messenger RNA. Its product is annotated as conserved Plasmodium protein, unknown function. NCBI's taxonomy places the organism in Eukaryota, Apicomplexa, Aconoidasida, Haemosporida, Plasmodiidae. The record is from RefSeq and is a predicted model, not a curated record. The transcript has 4 exons. The coding region runs from base 1 to 927 and encodes 308 amino acids.
AUGUGUAAUAAAAACGACAUCGCUAAUGCAGUAAUGAAAUAUUGUGACGAAGACCAUGGAAUAGUUUUUAAUAAGCAUCGAUCUAGAAAUGAAAACAAAUUUAGUACUAUUUAUGAUUAUUCAAUUUCUUCUAUUUCAACAAAUUCAAAUGUUUCAAAUUGCUCACAUGAUUUAAAAAGUGUAACAGGAAAAAGUAUUAAGAGUUUUGAUAGUGUUUCACAACCUAAAUGUUACUAUAGAAGUUCGUUGGAAAAUUUACAUAGAAAUAAAGAACAAAAAAAUGAUAAAACAUAUACAAACAAAACAAAAAUAGAUGUAGAAAUAAAAAAUAAUAAGACUUCUGAAAUGUCUGAUGAUACGCAUGAAAUUAUAGCCCCCGAAGGGAAAGGGAAAUUUAUAAAAUUUAUAGGUGAAAAUUACGUAUAUGUCUUACUUGAAAAUGGAACAUAUAAUUGUUAUCCAAUUGAGCUACUUAAAUUGAAUCGUUCCUAUUUAAAGAAAAAUACAAUGUAUAAUUUAAGUUAUAAUUACAAGGAUAUGACUUUAAGCCACACAAGAAAUAUUCUAAAAUCAAAGAAUAAUCCUUCAUAUGAAAAUGAAAACACUUUAAAUGAAGAAAAUAGGAAAUCUGAUGAAUUUCUUUGUUUUCCUGAAGAAAUGGAUUAUUUAAAACAUUACAUUAUAAAAAAUGAUAUUGAAGAUGCAAAUGUUUCUGAAAAGGAUUAUGCGGUACAUAUGUUUGUCAAAAAUAGACAAUCAAAUGAUACCGAACAUGAUAAAAACUAUUUGCAUGAUCCUAUUGUUCCGAUUAAAAAAAAUUUUACAGUUAAAACUCUAAACAAUGAAUACAAGAUAGAAAAUACAAGUUCAUAUAUUCCAAUUGACUAUAUGAACUUCGAUAACGAAAAUUGCAACAUAUGCUGUUAG